AUGGCUAAUUGGAGUGAUUGCAGUAGCACUACUCCUCAAAUUCCCUCCGCAACUAGUGGAACAUCAGGAGGAGAACAACAGAAUUAUGUGUCAUUUGUUCAUGAUCAUCAGUACCUCUAUGAAUCAUUUGGUCACCCAUUUCCAGGAUUUGUAGGAGCGGAGAUGAUGAAGCUAUGGUCUAGAAGUGCAUAUGAUUGCGGAGCUGAAAAUGGUGUGGGAGGUUAUGAUGCAAACAUCAACAACCAAGUGGAGACAAGGAGGAAGACGCGGUUGUCUAGUGAACAAGUAGAUGCACUGGAGAAGAGUUUCCAAGAGGAGAUAGAGCUGGAACAACAAUCUGGUGCUACACUCGAUGAAAGGAAGAAUAAGGUAAAGCUGGAACCGGAUAGGAAAAUGAAGCUGUCUAGAGAACUAGGGCUGCAUCCUCGCCAAGUAGCAAUAUGGUUUCAAAACCGACGUGCCAGACUUAAAGGAAAGAAAAUUGAGGAAUUAUACAAUGUACUUAAACAGGAUUUUGAAAUUGUGUCAAAGGAAAACCAGAGUCUUAAAGAAGAGGUUAUGAAAUUAAAAAGCAAGCUUGACGAUCGUGAGUCUAUGCGAGCAUCAAGACGAUACAUAGCACAAGUGUGGCUACAUGAUAAGGUUGUCGCUGACAGCACAAACACAGGGAUCUCUGCAGCUAUCCAAUCCAUAAAUGAAGUGCGGCAAGGAAGAACCAAUAAUCCAAACGAUAUUCCAGGGUCCAGUGGUUAUUUGUUCGGCGAGGACUAUUCUUCAACAAUGUUGCUUCCUUAUUGGGAUGUUCCCAACUGUUAUCCUUCAUCACAGUGA
This is a messenger RNA of Papaver somniferum (opium poppy), 831 nucleotides long. RefSeq names its product putative homeobox-leucine zipper protein ATHB-51. Bases 1 to 831 code for a protein of 276 amino acids. Gene Ontology annotation, cellular component: nucleus. The record is from RefSeq and is a predicted model, not a curated record. The transcript has 3 exons. Gene Ontology annotation, molecular function: sequence-specific DNA binding; DNA-binding transcription factor activity, RNA polymerase II-specific. Lineage: Eukaryota; Viridiplantae; Streptophyta; Magnoliopsida; Ranunculales; Papaveraceae. Gene Ontology annotation, biological process: positive regulation of DNA-templated transcription.